CACUCCUAUUGUCCUAAACUGGUGAUUCAGGCCUUUCAGCCCUUUGCAGAACUUUGGCCCUUUGGAGGCAGGGCAGUCAGCAGGGGGAGGUCUAGCCCCCAGCUCUAUUUCUGAGUGGCUUAACUGGCUCCAACCACCCAAUCAGCCCUGAUCAGAUGGAAGCGCCCGGGGCUAUUUCCCUGCAGCUGGGAGUCAAUGCACUGUGUGCUCUAAAGCUGCGCCUGCCCUUGGGGCUGCCCACUCCCUCUUCUGAUCCCCUGGGCGGGGGAGAGACCUAUCUAAGCAGGGCUUGGACUACAUCUCCCAGCGUGCCUGUCAGAGUGGUGGCCUCUGUGCGUCGGCUGCACCCGUUGCGGGCAACAAUGCAGCGGGCUGGGAGCAUGAUGUCCCGUCUGGGCUCGUGUCUCCAGGCGCUCCCCUCGGCCCUGCGCCGUUCUCUCAGUAGUGCACAGGACGUGCUCCGCAGGACACCACUCUAUGACUUCCACCUGGCCCAUGGCGGGAAGAUGGUGGCAUUCGCAGGCUGGAAUCUGCCUGUGCAGUACCGGGACAGCCACGUUGACUCACACCUGCAUACACGCCGGCACUGCUCGCUCUUUGACGUAUCCCACAUGCUGCAGACCAAGAUAUUUGGCCAUGACCGGGUGAAGCUGAUGGAAAGUCUAGUGGUUGGAGAUAUUGCAGAGCUAAAGCCAAACCAGGGAACACUGUCGCUGUUUACCAAUGAGGCUGGCGGCAUCUUAGAUGACUUGAUUGUGACCAACACCUCUGAGGGACACCUGUAUGUGGUGUCCAAUGCUGGCUGCUGGGAAAAGGACCUGACCCUCAUGCAGGACAAGGUUAGGGAGCUUCAGAACAUGGGCAACGAUGUGGGCCUGGAGGUGAUGGAUAAUGCCUUGCUAGCCCUGCAAGGCCCCACUGCGGCCCAGGUGCUACAGGCUGGCGUGGCAGAUGAUCUGAGGAAACUGCCCUUCAUGACCAGUGCUGUGAUGGAGGUGUUUGGCGUGUCUGGCUGCCGUGUGACCCGCUGUGGCUACACAGGAGAGGAUGGUGUGGAGAUCUCGGUGCUCGCCGCUGAGGCAGUCCGCCUGGCAACAGCUCUGUUGGAAAACCCAGAGGUGAAGCUGGCAGGUCUGGCGGCCCGGGACAGCCUGCGCCUGGAGGCAGGCCUCUGCCUGUAUGGGAACGACAUUGAUGAGCACACCACACCUGUGGAAGGCAGCCUCAGUUGGACAUUGGGGAAGCGCCGCCGAGCUGCCAUGGACUUCCCAGGAGCCUCAGUCAUUGUUCCCCAGCUGAAGGGCAAGGUGCAGCGGAGGCGUGUGGGGUUAACGUGUGAGGGGGCUCCUGUGCGGGCGCACAACCCCAUCCUGAGUACGGAGGGUACCGUGCUUGGUGCUGUGACCAGUGGCUGCCCCUCACCCUGCCUAAAGAAGAAUGUGGCGAUGGGUUAUGUGCCCUAUGAGUACAGUCGGCCAGGUACCCUGCUGCUGGUAGAGGUGCGGCGAAAGCAGCAGAUGGCCAUGGUCAGCAAGAUGCCCUUUGUGCCCACAAACUAUUAUACCCUUAAGUGAGGAUGACUUGGAGCGGGGCCCUCUCCUCCAGGAGCCUUACCCUGGAGGGCAUUGUACAAGGGGCUAGGGGUUUGUACAAGGGGUUUGUCAGGAAGCUGAGGCAGAACACACUUGGGGUGGCUAGGUGGAGGCUGGUACUGGUUGUCUGGGUAACGGGGUCACACCACAUAUUCCCACUUCAUCCUGUGCCACUUGCAACUUCAAGACCCCAUUUCUGAGUGAUGGACCAGCCCACGGUCCCAUUUACCCCACUCUUGCCUGCUGGAGAAGCAUCAGUUCUGGCACCUCGCCCUUCCACUCUGCCAGGUGCUGCCUGUGGAGCAAAGGCUCACCUUUAGGGGGAGGAGAAAGCCUGCCCAACCUACCUCACCACGGUUUCUCACACUGCAAAGGGUCACUACCUUGGGCAGUGCCGGCUACCUCCUCUGGUUCACUUUCCAUGAAUUCAAACUGUUGCCUCUUCCUGGGCAGGGAUGAUUCCUGACUCACAGAGGGUUGGCCUAGUAGGGCUGUGGUGCCCGUGUGUAAACUUGGGGAUGGCUGAGGGGGGCAUGGACUCAUUCUUCCACAUUCUCCAGUUGGCCCAGCCUGCUGCCCAGCAGCCAGCCAUGCCAGGCUCACCACCUGUUCUGAGCCCCAGGGCUGUUGUAGGGCAGGCUGGGCCUCCUCCCAGACUUGCCUUAUCCUGGGCUGACCUCCAUCCCUGGGACUUAUUACUGGACUCCACUGACCCCUAAAGAAAAUAAAACAUUAAAUGAG
Molecule: messenger RNA, 2333 nt
Organism: Lagenorhynchus albirostris (white-beaked dolphin)
Lineage: Eukaryota; Metazoa; Chordata; Mammalia; Artiodactyla; Delphinidae
Gene: AMT
Product: aminomethyltransferase
Exons: 9
Coding region: 156-1574 (472 amino acids)
Biological process (GO): glycine catabolic process
Cellular component (GO): mitochondrion
Molecular function (GO): protein binding; aminomethyltransferase activity
Source: RefSeq, a predicted model, not a curated record